Messenger RNA from Culex quinquefasciatus (southern house mosquito), 671 nucleotides. RefSeq names its product C-type lectin 37Da. The coding region runs from base 29 to 598 and encodes 189 amino acids. Gene Ontology annotation, cellular component: external side of plasma membrane. The transcript is spliced from 2 exons. Gene Ontology annotation, biological process: biological process involved in interspecies interaction between organisms. The record is from RefSeq and is a predicted model, not a curated record. Gene Ontology annotation, molecular function: carbohydrate binding. Lineage: Eukaryota; Metazoa; Arthropoda; Insecta; Diptera; Culicidae.
UCUUGGACGGCUGAGACCGGUGGUCAGAAUGCGUCGGUCAGCACUGUUUUUAGCGGCUGUGGUUCUCUUUAGUGGGAUCUACGCAGAAGAAGCUAGUGAGGCUGUCAUCCCAGAAGAUAGCGGAAAAUCUGGCGACUCUGGAGAAAGUGAAAAACAUGUUAAGCCUGCCCAUCCAGUUGAAUCGCUGAAUCCCGACCCAGAAGAUUUUCUCAACAGGGGUAAAAAUUACACUUUUAUCUGUGACGUUAAGCAAAAUUUCUUCUCGGCAUGGCGUAAAUGUAUCGACCGAAAGCUAGAACUGGCCACGAUUGAGUCCCUCGAGGAUAAUUUGGCUUUUGAGGCUGCGCUGGGAAGUUACCGUGAACAGGUUUAUACCAGCGGAACCGACAUGGGCAAGGAAGGUUCGUUUGUGUGGUUGGUGAACAAACGUGUGAUACCGGGCUGGAACAAUUUUGAAGCGUGGGAAACCGGAGAGCCCAAUAAUAAUGCCGGAAAUGAGAAUUGUUUGGUUGGUAUCGUGAAGGGCGGAAGAGUCCAGUGGAACGAUAUACCGUGUAACAAUGAAUACUGCUACAUGUGCCAGGAUAUUUUGACAUAGGUUCAACGAAAGUCAUGUGAAAAAUAGUAUUUGUAAUCAAUGUUUUAUAAUAAAGAUCAAUUGAUAAAGGGAA